Molecule: messenger RNA, 578 nt
Organism: Suillus discolor
Lineage: Eukaryota; Fungi; Basidiomycota; Agaricomycetes; Boletales; Suillaceae
Exons: 4
Coding region: 36-443 (135 amino acids)
Source: RefSeq, a predicted model, not a curated record
GGUCUUUCUCAGUAAUUCCCUCAAACCGCGUCUCCAUGCCAGACCAAAAUCAAUCACAAUACGCAGCGGCAGCGCACGUUCCACUCAUAAAGUCACCAGGUCUUCGAGUUCCUCCACCUGUACAUCUACCACCAGACAUCCACCCUCUCCCGGAUAGCGUCCUUCCAUACUUCGUCUAUCCAUACACACUAGAACCUCACAUCCUCACGGUCGAGUCUUCUCGGCGCAUGACACUCGCGGCACAUACUGCGAGAAGGGAGGCAUAUCUUCAAGCUAGAGAGGAUGAGCGUGAAUGGCGGAGAAAGGAGGCACUCAGGCGUGUCGCACCGGGUUUUGAUCCUGCGGCGACCCUUGUGCCUGUUCGUGCUGAAACUGGUGAGGUUAAGACGGAUGUGAUGGAUCAGCUUGUGGACCAGCUUGCUAGGAUGGAGAAUGACAGUUGAGGUGCUGGGCAUAUUAACUCUUUCGUUGGAAAGGACACUUUGACUCAGGUCACCGUGCUUUGUGAUUCAAACACUCUUUAAGGUCUUGUAAUCUAUUUUUUUUUUCUAAUUUCAUUCGAGUAUUGGAUGCGACCA